Molecule: messenger RNA, 1818 nt
Organism: Impatiens glandulifera
Lineage: Eukaryota; Viridiplantae; Streptophyta; Magnoliopsida; Ericales; Balsaminaceae
Product: transmembrane protein 87A-like
Exons: 6
Coding region: 39-1577 (512 amino acids)
Biological process (GO): transport
Cellular component (GO): membrane; Golgi apparatus
Source: RefSeq, a predicted model, not a curated record
CUAGUCUAGUCUGGUUCAGAUCUCGUUCUCUCUCUACAAUGUCGUGGAUUGAAUCAAUGGCGGCAAUUUGUAUCAUCGUUUUUGCAGGUUUCCUUACCAUAAGCGAAGCUUCUAUACAUGAGUAUCAUCGAGAGAGAUUCGUCGCCAAGGGAAAUGCAUUUGUUGUCCAUGGCGGAAGUGAAGGAAUCUAUUAUUCAAUUCCGAAUCAAAACGAGUCAUCCAUUACUUCUAACGGAGAUUCUUACAUAAGGUUGGAAAGAAUUACAUUUGAGAGGCCAAAAGAGUUUUCAACUGUUGCAUCAGGGUUGAUUCACGCUAUUGUUUUUGAGGUAGAUGAUCGGGAGACAAUAGGAGGUUCAGCCUAUGGAGGCCAAAGAGCUGUUUGCUGUACAGCAGAUCUGGCUAAAUUGGGUGUGUGCACACAAGGAGAAAUUAUUCAUCGCCCAUCAAUCAAUAACCCUGGCUGGCCUCAAGUGUUUGGUAUAUCGUUCAAUGAAAACGAUCGAUUUACAACAAUGCAACCAAAAUCAAUACGAGUUACUAGAACGGGCAUGUACAAUCUUUACUUUAUUCAUUGUGAUCCAAAUCUCAAAGAACUGAUUGUGCAGGGGAAAACCGUAUGGAAAAAUCCUACUGGUUAUCUCCCAGGUAGAAUGGCACCCCUUAUGAAAUUCUUCGGCUUUAUGUCUCUUGCAUUUGUGAUACUUGGUGUUUUCUGGUUCUAUCAAUAUGCAAAGUUUUGGAAAGAGGUUCUUCCUUUACAGAACUGUAUCACUCUAGUGAUCACAUUAGGCAUGUUUGAGAUGACGUUGUGGUACUUUGAUUAUGCUGAAUUCAAUGAGACAGGGAUAAGACCAACUGGGAUUACUGUAUGGGCUGUUACCUUUGGGGCAGUGAAACGGACAGUUUCUCGAUUGAUCAUUCUGAUGGUUUCAAUGGGAUAUGGAGUUGUGAGACCCACUUUAGGCGGUCUUACAUCAAAGGUUCUAAUGCUAGGAGGAACAUUCUUUCUUGCAUCGGAAGUGCUUGAACUUGUUGAGAAUGUUGGUGCUAUCAGCGAUCUCUCGGGGAAAGCAAGAUUAUUCUUGGUUCUUCCUGUUGCUAUUUUGGAUGCUUUCUUCAUUAUUUGGAUUUUUAAGUCCCUCUCUGCAACACUAAACAAGCUUCAGGGUAGAAGGAUGACAGCCAAACUAGAUAUUUACAGGAAAUUCACGAAUGCUUUGGCAGUUGCUGUUAUUGUAUCUGUAGGCUGGAUAUGUUAUGAGCUCUACUUCAAGUCAAAUGAUGUAUACAAUGAACAGUGGCAGAAUGCGUGGGUAAUCCCUGCUUUCUGGCAGGUUUUAUCAUUCUCAUUGCUCUGUGUCAUUUCUUCUCUUUGGGCACCAUCUCAGAACUCAAUGAGAUACACAUAUACAGAAGAAUCAAACGAAGAAGACUUUGAUAAAGACGAUACAUUGACAUUUAUUAAACCUUCACCCGUACCUUCAAAAGAUCUUCGAAGUCAACCAGAAGUUAAAGAUCAGCAAAGCAACAUCAUCGAUUCAACUGAUGAUCUGGAAGAAGACAAAACUGAGUGAUCUCCUAAAAGAAGUAUGGACAUUUAUUCGAUUGCAGCAGAGAUUACAACUUUCGGAAAUAUUUCCACUGUAAGUGAGCAUUUUGAUUAUUCAUUUUAUAUUUGUACUACUAUAUAUCUAUGGUCAUUUGAUAUUAUACAAGUUGGGUGUAUUUCAAGAUCUUGAACAAAUAAAUUAUGAAGAUAGGAAAAUGUGUAGAAGAAAUAUUUGUGAUAUGUUGCAUAGCUAGCCCACUUCCUAA